Scleropages formosus (Asian bonytongue) is the source of this 1410-nucleotide messenger RNA. RefSeq names its product CD36 molecule (CD36 blood group) (gene cd36). Gene Ontology annotation, cellular component: cytoplasm; caveola; cell surface. Bases 1 to 1410 code for a protein of 469 amino acids. Gene Ontology annotation, biological process: lipoprotein transport; long-chain fatty acid import into cell; receptor-mediated endocytosis. Lineage: Eukaryota; Metazoa; Chordata; Actinopteri; Osteoglossiformes; Osteoglossidae. The record is from RefSeq and is a predicted model, not a curated record. The transcript has 12 exons. Gene Ontology annotation, molecular function: low-density lipoprotein particle binding; scavenger receptor activity; low-density lipoprotein particle receptor activity.
AUGGCCUGUUGUAACACUCGGAAUGGGCUCAUCGCUGGGGCCGUGCUGGGGGCUCUGCUGGCCGUGCUGGGAGGCAUCCUCAUCCCAGUGGGCGACUCCAUCAUCACCAGCACUGUCAGCAAGGAGGCAGUCUUAGAAAACGGAACCACUGCUUAUGAAAACUGGAUCUCCACAGCAGUACCCGUUUACCGCCAGUUCUGGAUUUUUGAAGUGAAAAACCCAGUGCAAGUUGUAGAAAAUGGUUCCAUACCUCAAGUGACAGAGAAGGGACCCUAUACUUACAGGAUUCGGUACCUGCCCAAAGAGAAUGUCACCGAACACAGCAACAACACCAUUGCCUUCCUGCUCCCCGCCGGAGCCAUAUUUGAACCGUUGCUGAGCGUGGGCCUAGAGGAGGACAGCGUCACCAUUCUCAACCUGGCUGUGGCGGGUGCCUACAGCAUGUUCCCCGAACGGCUUCAUCCCAUUCUGAAUUUCUUGAUAAAACAGAACAACGCCUCACUCUUCCAGACCCGCAGCGUAAAAGAAAUCCUCUGGGGUUAUCGUGACCCCAUAGUGAAUCAGGAGGUCGGCCUGUUUUUCCCUUACAACGGCACGUACGAUGGGUAUUACAAUGUUUUCACGGGGAAGGACGACAUCUCAAAAGUCGCACUCAUCGACCGGUGGCAGGGAGAGCAGAACUUGUCCUUCUGGAAUGAUUCAUACUGCGACAUGAUCAACGGCACAGAUGCUUCCUCGUUUCCUCCUUCUUUGGAUAAGGAUAAGUCUUUGUUUUUCUUCUCUUCGGACAUUUGCAGGUCUGUGUCAGCGGAAUUCACCGGCACCGUGAACCUGAAAGGGAUCAAAAUGUACCACUACAUGCUGCCAGAAUUACUGCUGGCUGCUCCCUCCGUCAACCCGGACAAUAAGUGCUACUGCAAAAACAUGGACGUUACCAGAAACUGUACUCUAGGCGGUGUGCUGGACAUCAGCUCCUGUAGAGGUGGGAUGCCAAUCUACAUCUCUUUGCCUCACUUCUUCCAUGGCAGCGAGGAACUGAGGGACCUGGUGUCGGGACUCAGCCCCAGCGAGGAGCAUCACAGCACAUACCUGGAUGUGGAACCCAUUACUGGCUUUACGAUGAGUUUUGCAAAGAGACUCCAGAUCAACAUGAUGUAUGGACCCUCAAAGACUAUCACAGUCUUGAACCAGAUUAAGGAGUACACAUUACUUCCUGUGGUGUGGUUAAACGAGACUGCAAUUCUAGACGAUGAGACGGCAGACAUGUUCAAGGCGGAGGUCACCUCUCGCAUCCGGAUGUUGGAGGCCGUGCGGAUUACUUUGAUGUCCAUCGGCUCCGUCCUCUUUGUGGCCUGUGCUGUAGCUGCCUUCGUUGUACACAGGAAACAAGAGAAUGGCAAAGUGGUGUGA